Messenger RNA from Carassius auratus (goldfish), 1460 nucleotides. RefSeq names its product claudin 34a (gene cldn34a). Gene Ontology annotation, cellular component: bicellular tight junction. The record is from RefSeq and is a predicted model, not a curated record. NCBI's taxonomy places the organism in Eukaryota, Metazoa, Chordata, Actinopteri, Cypriniformes, Cyprinidae. The transcript has 2 exons. The coding region runs from base 179 to 913 and encodes 244 amino acids. Gene Ontology annotation, molecular function: structural molecule activity.
CACAGUUUGUCAUUUCCACUAGCUUCGUUUGAGCGGCACAGGUGAGGAUCCUCUGGAGCUCAAAACAUAUCACAGAAGUGGUAUGAUGGCGAUGUGGCCAUGCACCUGAAGGACAGUGUGCAGAGCUGAGGAGGAAAUAUUCAUCACCAGCUGGUGUCAGGACUCAGCUGUUUAAGCAAUGGCUUACCUUCCCCAGUCAGUCCAUUGGCAGUUUGCAGGUCUAGUGCUUGGGUUUGUAGGAUGGAUAAUGACAGCCUCCAUUUCUGGGGUGAACGACUGGAGGAUAUGGUACGUGGACAAUCAGACGGUCAUCACCGGAGGACUGGCCUGGGUCGGAGUGUGGCGCGUCUGUUUCAACAGCCACAUUUUGGAUUCGGCUGAGAUCUGCAAAAGCAUCAGCCUUACAGAUUCAUUCACUCCACCAGAAAUAGCAGCUGCCCAGGUACUUUGCAUGGUUGCUGUUGGCGUGGGGGUGCUUGCAAUCCUAGUGGCGGGACAUGCGGUGAGAAAUGCCAUCUCUGGGGUUAACAACAGGCAUGUCAGAUUGACCUUUGUGAUGGCGUGCUCCUUGUUCUGGCUAACUGCCGUGUGUUCGCUGGUCCCCGUCUUUUGGAAUAUGAAUUCUGUGCUGGCGAACCUCACUAUAGACUUCCCGCCUGAUUUCUACUUGCCUUCUGCUCCAGUGAAACAGGAAGUAGGUCCAGGGAUUGGGAUUGGGAUCGGUUCAGGUUGCCUGCUCAUUGUAAGUGGACUACUCUUAAUGUGCUACAGCUAUCCCAAAACCAAAGUGCCUAAGAGUGGAGAAACUGGACAUUUUGACAACAGUCCAAGAAAUGAAGGCUUUCUUGGUGUAAUUAAAGAGAGUAUGGAUGAGGGUGUGAUCAACCCAGCGUAUGAAUCAGAGAAGCUUUAAUAAUAAAGUGCAUCACUCCAUGAAAGGACUUUGAAAGCUCUAAACACAGUUUCUUCAAAUUUUUGACUGUUUGAGGAAAACUUAUAUGACCCCAAACCAAACGGAAUAUCUAAAUACAGUAUAUUUAGAUAAAUGUAAUGUAAUUAUAUAGUCACUGAAGUGACUGAUGAAUUGAAAUAACCGCAAGCACUUUGAACUUUGAGGCCAUUUUAUUGGUAUCAAAUUGUUAAUAUGUCUAUGACACUGGACUUUUAAAGUUGACUUAUUAUUGUUACAUAAUUUGCAGGGCACACAAUGCUAUAAGAGUAUACUCACCUGAAUGUCUGUAAUGUAUGCUUUUACCACAAUUUAAAAGCUUAGGGUCAGUAAGGUUUUUAUUUUAUUUUAUUUUUGUAAGUUUUCCAAAAUGUCACUUUUUGCUAAAUGAAGCUGCAUUUAUUUUAUGAAAAAUAUGAUCAAAACAGCAAUACGCUGCAAUAAAAGAGUUGAUACACACACACACAGACACACAUAUAUAUAUAUACCAGUAAUUUUUUAUAAUUAAAAA